AUGACAAGAGCAGAAAGGAAGCAUACUGUUAGAGGUUUUUCUUCGGUUAACCGGCUAAGAGAGCAAAGAUCUCUGCGGUUCGUAUUUCCUAGGGAGUUGAUUGAGUGUUGUUUUGCUGUGGCUACCGCAGAGGCUUUGGGAGCACUCUGCGUUGUGGAGGGAUUACAACCCUUCCACAUCGAGUUAUCAGUACAAGAAAUUUUUGAUAAUUCACAGAAGCUUCCUGAGAAUUCACACCAGAUUUUUGAGGAUCUACCCUAUCGUAAUUCAAAUAGAGGAGCAGGAAAGUACAUUCAAGAUUUUGGCAUCUGUGAAGCAUUGGAUUAUCCCUACCGUGGUCGCAAGGCGAAAAAGCCUCGGUGCACCGAUAGGAAAUUUUGGCAAUUAAAGACCGCUACCGAUGAAAAUGAAAUACUUGCGGAAAUAAGGAGAUGCCCAAUUGCAGGAUUGGUAUGGGGAGAUGAUAAUCUCACGGAGCUUGGUGCAGAUGAAAUUUAUGAUCCUGAUCCUACCCAAGCAACUAAAGUGAGAGGACAUGCUGUACUGAUUACGGGAUAUGCCACUAUAGGUGGUAUCCCGUGUUAUGAAGUAAAAAAUAGUUGGGGUAUCGGUUGGGGAGCUCAAGGCUACGGCAUGAUAGCCAGGCGUGUCAUGCCCAAGGUGGUAGCUUUCAAAUCUGCAUAUAUUGAACCCGCCGCGAGAACUACUAAUAAUGGUUUAGCUAGGAGAAAAAUGAUAAGAUGGUGA
This is a messenger RNA of Ipomoea triloba (trilobed morning glory), 747 nucleotides long. RefSeq names its product cysteine protease-like. Bases 1 to 747 code for a protein of 248 amino acids. Lineage: Eukaryota; Viridiplantae; Streptophyta; Magnoliopsida; Solanales; Convolvulaceae. Gene Ontology annotation, molecular function: cysteine-type endopeptidase activity. The transcript is spliced from 4 exons. The record is from RefSeq and is a predicted model, not a curated record. Gene Ontology annotation, cellular component: lysosome.